CCCCAUCCCGGUCGGACCAUCUUGCCCGACCGGGCCAUGCCACUCCCGCGUCUAGAUUGCCGGGGAGCCGGAUGGCCGACGUCAUCGCUGGAGUGCCGUCACCAGACUCAUUCGCUUUCUUUGUCUCUCCCACCUCCCUCAUCAGUCCGGAUGCAGCCAUCCCCUAUCACCUUACCAGUGGACUGAUCGGUACUAGCUGGACUAGAUCUCCAUUUUUUCUUUGGCUUCGUCCCCCACAUCAGUUGUUUAUAUCCUCCGAACUCUUCUUGUAACCUCUCAUUUGGGAGACCGCAAUGAGUGAGGACAUCAUUCGAGUGUGGCAGCGUAUCUGUUGGUCUGACUGAUAUCGCCCACACAUUGUUCCUACCCUUAUUCUCCUUUACACAAUAUCAAAAGAAUCGUACCUGUUGGUCUCCGACGAUAACAGAAUGUCGUUUUUCUUUGGACGCCGCCAUUCCAUCUCAUCCGCCACUCUGAGUCAGGGCGAUAACCUUCCCAGAAGUGAGAGGGGGAGGAGAGCCUCAUUACCCAAUGUGUCCGAUCCGAACAAUACCGGCUCCCACGCUAAAGGUGUGAUCCACGACAUAUUCCACAAGCAUCGAGGGGACUCGGAAACAGGCUCUUCAACUGGGACAAAGACGCCUAAAUCGACUGAUACAGCCCGAUCCAAUUCCACAAAGCCGGAUACCCACUCCCAGGACGAGCAACCUGGUUCCCACCACCAUUCGGAGCAGGCUGCCAAACCUCGUCAAUCACACCAUUACGAGGGUCCAUCUUCACAUAACCAGCUGACGAAAAAGGACAUCGAAACGAUAUUUUCGGGAGCUCCAUACUUCCUGCUGGAGAAGGGAAAGCAUGGGCUCUUUUACCCACAGAUAAUAUUCCCUUUUGAUGAUCACGAUCCCACCAUUCAAAGUCUCGGGGAUAGACGGCCGCUUCCUCAUGCCUCCUACACCCUGUGUACUCUUCAUGCUCAUUUGCCAGUACCGGACGACUGGGUGAUUGAAGGGGAAACGCCGGUUCAUCUGGGGCAUUGGAAACGAUCGGAAGCUCCGAAGCGGGCGACUUUUGAUGUUGGAGUUCACGAAGUACCCAAUAUGCUGUCAGUCAAUGGCAAAGACGCUGGUACGAUCGGUUUCCGUCACUUCCUCGAACUGCCCGUCGCCGACUCGGUCGUAUACGCGGGGCCCGUGAAACCACGACCAUGCUCUGACCUCCUUCACAUCUCAUCGCUACCAGCAACCGAGGCGUAUGAAUUGAUGGGGCACUAUAACGACCCGUAUGCCCAGUGCGCGGAUGGUACCAUCCAUGACCGGAAGAAAUUGCUCUGCGAAGGACCGGUAGCUUGGAAGAGGAUCGGUGUCCGCGAUGUCGACUUGCGAGCCCUAGUGGAGCGUCUCCAGACGCUGAAGACCCUCCGCUACGAUAUUCUGCACGGGGAGGCCCCAAAGACGAUUCUAGACACAGAAUGCACUCGAGAGCUAUACAGUGGACUGUUCAAUCGGUUUCUGUACCCACCGGUGCGGUUUCUGCUUGCGGAUGCCGGCGAUCCUCAUAGUUUGAAGGCUCAAAUCAAAGCUCUGACAGUGGUGUUGGCUACCCCUGGGGCGUGGUUUGACUUUAGUCUGAUCGAUUGGCGAUUGCAUCUUGGACAAGUACUGUUUGAGAAUCCCCCACACAGCGACGGCGACUUCCUUGAUCCGGACAAGUCUGACAAACCCUGGGUGCAUUUCACACUGGAACGCAAGUGGCUUCUCGUCCAGAUGCUGCUCGCUGCGGAGCUACUAAUGCGUUUGGAUGCCACUGUUCGAGUAGGAAUGCUGCAGAAUGCGCGGGAUAUCGAUGUCUCGGUGCAUGAUGUGUACGAGUUUGACCGGCUACGUAGUGGUAAGCUGAAUUGGGAUCUGGUUACAGUUCGACGAUUUCUAGACAGCUUUCGCUUUGCCUACAACCCUGUGGAGCCGGACAACCCUUCUCCGACCAUACCUGCGCCGAGCAAGUCGCCUGAGCGGCAUCAUCAUCGUGGAUUCCUCGAAGCCUUCACACACCACUCGACAUCAUCCGCCCAUAAUGAUGAAUCCGCCUGGCGGUGUCACCUAACUCCCAGCCAUGUUGACCAGCAACUAAAAGGAUUGUUCGUUUUUGCAGACAACAUUGGCUGGCCAGGACUGAAUACAUUCAAGAGUGCACUGCGAUCCAAACUUGAGGGUGAUGGUGUGGAAAAGAAAAUCGAAGCCGCCUACACCAUACCUCUUACCAAUGCGCUACCUGCGGAGUAUUCCACUACGGACUUGACAAAAGAGAUGUAUAGCAGAUCUCCAUCGCGCCGGUUGCUCCUCCUUCAUUCUCCUCACAGCAUACGUCCCCUGAACAUUGGAGGUUGGAUUACGCGUAGCUGGCUCGCGGGGUUGGUAAUCCCUGGCGAGUCCAUCAGCCACCUUCUCAUGGCAACCAUCCUAGAAAAUGACGAAGAGGCUAUGGCUACACUUGGUCCAGUCGCGAACGUUUAUGGUGGUUUCACGUACAAGGGGAAGACCUGGUGGAGUAAGAAGUGCAUUGUCGGACGAGUAUUGGCAAGCCAACCGGGUACUAAGGUCUGUUUGGCGUGGCUGGCAAGCUCUAUAUUGCCCAAAGACUCGGAGAGUGGAGAGCGAUUGGUCAACACAUGGUUUGAGGUGGAUGUCCGCGAGCCGCCCCGGCGUCCAGGCAAGCCACGCAUCAAACACGGAAACAGGCUGUCCUUUGACUCUACGCCGCUUGGCUUGGGAGAGCUUACGAGUGGAGUAUUCUUGCUGCCUGUCGAUGGCCCCUGCGAUAGCUGGUCGAAAGCAAACAUUAACUUCCAGGACCUCACCUUCUCCCUCGAUACGAAACGAACAGGUAACAACCUAACCGUAAUUAAAAAGGCCUUUGCCAGUUUCCUUCUCGCUUCCACUGCUACCGGACCAACCCCAGUGUCGUUUGAAUUGGCCUACAAUGUACGAUUCAUUUCUUCCCACGAGUGCCGUCCACCCGGGGGGUCGGUCAACUAUCAGAAUCACCCAAGCGCCCCGGAUGGCGGGUCAUCAUCUUCGUCAUCAAGCCAUGUCUCCCAUAGACACCACCGUUUGCCGGGCCACCCGUUGCACCGAUCGUACGCGUACAAGUGGGUUCCUCUAGAAUCCCUUUCGGAGACAUCUCACUCGGAUAGCCACAGCAGCGGACUAGUCAAGGAAGAGAUCCUCCUUCUUGACGCGCGGGGCUCGCACGACAAGGAAACAUUUGCACGAGCAUGGUGUGCGUCUGUUGGACAUCAUGCCGUCAUUGGCAAGGUUGGACGGACCUGUCUGGCAUGUUGCAUUCGAGAAGCCCGAGCGUUACAGGUGAAGGUGGUGAUUCGCAUUGGGGACGGGAUGUCGACGCCCUCUUCGUCGAUCCAAGUAUUGUAUGGUGGAGAGUAGGAUAGACUGAUUGGUUGGUACUUAGAAGAGUCUGGUUUCGGUCGCACGUAGUGAUGCCUGCCAAUUUCCUGUGUUGUUUGUAUGUAGUAGUAUCCUUCAAGAAUCCUCUGAUCCUAGACAUGGCUAUUUGUAGGUAGCUGCCUGGUAGUCUGGAGGUUAGCUGCGUAGUGUUACGGUGCACGGGAUCCUUCCCUACAGGUCGGGGCUGUUUGCCAGAAAGGCAAAUACCCGUUUGGUGUCACCCACUCCUUCGUCUUCCUUUCUUGUUCUUCGUUGCUCUUUUGAUCUCUUCUUCAGAGGUGGGGAUUUCAUCCCGGGUGGCCUUCUUCUGAGCCAUAAAUACUUCCAGGCCUCCAGAGCAUCUUCCGUCGCUUCUCAUCGCCAUCACUUCCUAUAUACUACUGCUUUUCUUAUAUAGUAUUUCGCAGUUCUGUAUACUAUACGAUGCUGCUAUAUACAGUCCAUCAAGUCCG
Molecule: messenger RNA, 3913 nt
Organism: Aspergillus welwitschiae
Lineage: Eukaryota; Fungi; Ascomycota; Eurotiomycetes; Eurotiales; Aspergillaceae
Exons: 2
Coding region: 429-3440 (1003 amino acids)
Source: RefSeq, a predicted model, not a curated record